This is a messenger RNA of Echinococcus granulosus, 705 nucleotides long. Its product is annotated as Adrenodoxin. Gene Ontology annotation, molecular function: 2 iron, 2 sulfur cluster binding. The transcript is spliced from 5 exons. NCBI's taxonomy places the organism in Eukaryota, Metazoa, Platyhelminthes, Cestoda, Cyclophyllidea, Taeniidae. Bases 1 to 705 code for a protein of 234 amino acids. Gene Ontology annotation, biological process: P450-containing electron transport chain. The record is from RefSeq and is a predicted model, not a curated record. Gene Ontology annotation, cellular component: mitochondrion.
AUGCGUUCAAACUACUUUCAAAAGCACGCAGCAUCACAAUAUUCAACUGAUUCUUCAAAUGUAGUACAGCUGACAUUUGAGUGGCUUUGCAAUGGUGUUCGAAAAACAGUUCCUGCAAACGUUGGUGAUACUCUUCUCGAAGUCAUUUUAGACAACGAACUUGAUAUCGACGGGUUUGGUGCCUGUGGGGGUGAGCUUGCUUGUUCAACCUGUCACCUAAUUUUGAGUGAUGACAUCUAUAAUAAGCUCCCAAAUCCACCCUCUGAAGAAGAAACAGAUUUGUUGGACUUAGCUCCAGUUAUAACGGAUACCGUUUCAUCCCAAGAAUUUUCACACCUUGUGACAUUUAAACACCAAUUCACUGAAAAUUUUCUUGGAACUGGUUUGUGCUGCACUAAUUUUUCUGCUUUUGCUCAAUAUUUUCUUGUACUGUCCAGCUUGCUCUUCCUUUUUGAAAUCGAAAACGAGUUUUCAUGUUCAAUAUCGGUAUUAAUGCUUUUAAGUUGCAUUCUCUUAAAAAAAGAUGUGUCUCCAAUGUGUUUGUCUUUUGAGCUUUUUUUUACCAAAUGCCCCAAAUGCAUGCCUUCAGCCGCGGUAACUGCUGCUACUUUUUCCACACAGUUUCCCGCCGCUGCAUCCAUGCACUCAUCCCGACAGCGUUUAGCUAGUAUUCAGAUGGCAGAUUCCGCAUGGAAAGGUUUAUAA